Messenger RNA from Malania oleifera, 2347 nucleotides. RefSeq names its product LEAF RUST 10 DISEASE-RESISTANCE LOCUS RECEPTOR-LIKE PROTEIN KINASE-like 1.2. The record is from RefSeq and is a predicted model, not a curated record. Bases 244 to 2220 code for a protein of 658 amino acids. Gene Ontology annotation, molecular function: polysaccharide binding; protein kinase activity; ATP binding. Gene Ontology annotation, biological process: protein phosphorylation. The transcript is spliced from 4 exons. Lineage: Eukaryota; Viridiplantae; Streptophyta; Magnoliopsida; Santalales; Ximeniaceae.
GGAAAUCUUUUUAUUCAAGGAGACCGGGGAUGGUUGAAUUGGUACUCCAAGACGCCCAAUAUUUUUUGUCAAAUAUUCGUAUGCAUAAAUCAUACGGAGAUGUAGAAUUGUUUAUUCAAUUUGAUCGCAGCCUGUAAGAACAAGUCAAAUCUUCUUCACAAGCAUUCUAUCAGUUCCAACUUUCAACGCUCUACUUCUCCUCCCCUGCUUCCUUUGGCUCUCUCAUUCUCUCCUCCACCCCAGAUGGAUCUGCAGAACUCCUACCCAUUCGAGAAAACAUUCUCCAAUUUCAUCGGCAUCAUCAUCUUCACCACCCUCCUCGACAAAAUCCUAUCAAUCGACCCAAAUUAUGAGGCCUGCGCCCCGCAGAACUGUGGUUCUCAACCAAACAUAAGCUUCCCCUUUUGGAUUGGUGGUAAACAAGAAUCCUUCUGCGGCCUCCCCAAGCUUGAGAUCACCUGCGAUAAUGCAAACCCAGUUCUCAAAAUUUCAGAUGAUGAUUUUGUCCUCAAAGAUGCCUUCAAAAUUCUAUCCUUUCUGCUGAUUAAACGUACCCUUUUCGACAAAUCAUGCCCAACUCCGCUGCCUAAUUUCCCCGGGACUUCCUUUAGUAAUAGCUCUUCGCUUGAAAAUCUCUGCUUGUUCUAUAGCUGCACCGGGGAGCCUCCUGAUUACUCCAUUACUAUUAACUGUGCAAGCAAUUAUACUCAUGUCUCCUUCGCGGUUUUUGCCAAGCAUCUUCCAUCUUGCUCGAAUUUUUCGAAGUACUCAUGCCAGUCUUGGGUUGAAGUACCUUUAGAUGUUGAUAAUUAUUCAAUAAAAGACGAGGAGAAUGUCAAGGAAAUGUUGAACAACGGGUUUGUUCUCUCUUUGAGUGAACAAAAAUGCGGCGAUUGUGAGGAAAGUGGUGGGCGCUGUGGAUUUGAUAACACUGAGUUCAUCUGUUUUUGUCCAGAUCGACCCUAUAACAAUAAAUGUCCCUCUGUUAGAGCUAAACCCCAUGGAAUAAAUUGGGUAGUGAAGACCGUUAUAGGCAUAAUUGCUGCAAUCUUGGGCAUGGGUUUAAUGUGCAUUGUCUUCUUGAUCUAUCUACGCCGGAAUAGAAAACGCUACACUCCUUCAUCCUUACUCUCUCGAAACAUAUCUUCUGACCCCUCGUCAGUUAUGGAGUCUGAGAAGUCUGGCAUCUACUUGGGAGUCCAUAUCUUCUCCUACCGUGAGCUUGAAGAAGCAACUAAUAAUUUUGACCCUGCUAAAGAACUUGGUGAUGGAGGCUUUGGCACUGUAUACCAUGGCAAGCUCCGAGAUGGACGUAAUGUUGCAGUCAAGCGCUUGUAUGAAAACAAUUGCAGGAGAGUUGAGCAGUUCAUGAAUGAAGUUGAGAUUCUAACUUGCUUGCGACAUCAAAACCUUGUUUCUCUUUAUGGCUGCACCUCUCGCCACAGCCGUGAGCUCCUACUUGUAUAUGAAUAUAUUCCCAACGGAACAGUUGCCGAUCAUCUUCAUGGCAACCGUGCAAAUGCUGGCUCACUUACAUGGCCUAUCCGGAUGAGCAUUGCAAAAGAGAGUGCGAGUGCUUUGACAUAUCUCCAUGCUUCCGAAAUUAUCCACAGAGAUGUCAAAACCUACAAUAUUCUACUUGACAGUAAUUUUUGUGUUAAAGUUGCAGAUUUUGGGCUCUCUCGUCUCUUUCCAACCGAUGUUACUCAUGUUUCUACUGCUCCACAAGGGACUCCUGGUUAUGUUGACCCAGAGUAUCAUCAAUGCUACCAGCUUACAGACAAGAGUGACGUUUAUAGCUUUGGAGUUGUUUUGAUUGAGCUUAUAUCAUCGAAGCCACCUGUCGACAUCACUAGGCAUCGGCAUGAAAUCAAUUUAUCUAACAUGGCCAUUAACAAGAUCCAAAAUAAUGCAUUGCACGAGCUUGUUGAUCCAUCUCUUGGGUUUGAGACAGACUACAAGGUAAGAAAGAUGAUAACAGCCGUAGCAGAGUUGGCAUUUCGGUGUUUGCAAAAUGAGAAGGAAAUGAGACCUUCCAUGGAAGAGGUGUUGGAGGGUCUAAAGGCUAUUCAAGCUAUGGUAGACAACGUAGAAAAAGCGGAGGGGGAUAGUCUAUCAGAUGAUGUUGUGCUGCUAAAGAAUAAGACACUCAUACUUUCACCAGAUACCGUGACUGUAAAUUGGGCUAGUAGGUCGACAACACCUAAUACCAGUGGUUAGAUUUUCCCUCUCACUUCACUUAAUUUUCAUGUACAAAGUGAUGUGAAUGUUAUAUAGUUAGUAACAUCAUAUGUAACACCGUCCCCUUCCCCAACUGAGGGAAAAAAAAAAGGUUGAUUUGUUUUCA